AGAUCCCCGCACUCAUCCACACAGCCCAGUGCCGGCCGGGGAGAGCUGCACAUCGCUGCCGGGAGAGAGGAGCCUGGCCGGGGACAUGGAGAACUAUAGAGGUACCAGCCUAGCCCUGGAGCGGCUGCUCACGGAGCUAGAAGAUUUCCUCAGCGUCCUGGACAAAGAGAAUCUCAGCAGCUCGGCUAUCCUGAAGAAAUGUCUGCUGUCCGAAAUCCUUCAGAUGUAUGUGAAAACUAACAGCAGUUGCGAUGAAGAGUACAUCUACAUGAACAAGGUGUUGGAGUCUGACAAGGGAACAGCAGGAAAGACGGCGCCAGCGGCAACUUCAGAGCAGCCAGCCAAAGAUGUGCUGACCAAUGGGGUGACAGCACUGCACUCUGCGCCUCCACAAAAAAGCCUGCCUGACCUCCCACCUCCGAAAAUUAUCCAGGAAAAUGUAGAUAUUUCCACCGCCAAGGCGGAGUCGCUGGAGGGCUACUACGAGGAGGCGGAGCCGUACGACGCUGCAGUUAACGAGGAUGGAGAUGCCAUCAGCAGCUCGUAUGAGUCCUACGAUGAAGAGGAGAAUAUCAAGGGGAAGUCGGCUGCCCACCAGCACCAGUGGCCAUCCACAGAGGCCUCCAUCGAACUGAUGAAAGAUGCGACCAUCUGCGCGUUUCUCUGGAGGAAGAAGUGGCUGAGCCAGUGGACAAAACAACUCUGUGUUAUCAAGGACAAUAGAUUAAUGUGCUAUAAAAGCUCCAAGGACCACAGCCCGCAGCUGGACGUCAGUUUAAUUGGAUGCACUGUAGUCCACAAAGAGAAACACGUCCGCAAGAAAGAGCACAAGCUGAAGAUCACCCCAAGCAAUGCCGACGUCAUUGUCCUGGGCAUGCAGAGCAAGGACCAGGCUUUGCAGUGGCUAAAGGUUAUCCAGGAUAUCAACGGUUUACAGACGGAUGUGUUCUCCGACAUCUCAUUGGUUACUGCAGACAAUCAACGUCUCACCCAGAGCAAGGGGGAAGGGACAGACCGAUAUUCCGCAGCAUCGGAAAGUGGGAGCAGCACAGAUGGGCACCCCGAGACACCUGAGGUUAAGGAAGUAAAGGAAGUUAAGAAGAAAGGACCCUCCGGCCUCAAACUCAGCAACCUCAUGAACCUGGGAAGGAAGAAGUCGGCCUCUAUGGAGAGCCCAGAGAAGACCCUGGAGACCUCCAAUUACCUGAACGUGCUGAUAAACAGCCACUGGAAAUCUCGCUACUGCUGCGUGAAGGACGGCCAGCUACACUUCUACCAGGACAGGAGCAGGAGUAAGUUCGCCAUCCAUCCGGUGUCCCUGACGGGCUGCGACAUCAUUCCUCAGCCCACCCCGGACCACCUGUAUUCCUUCCGGAUCCUGCAUAAUGGGGAAGAGCUGGCCACUCUGGAGGCAAAGUCCUCGGAGGACAUGGGCCACUGGCUGGGACUCCUCCUGUCUGAAUCUGGCUCAAAGACGGACCCAGAAGAAUUUAAUUAUGACUAUGUGGAUUCUGAGCGAGUUUCCUGCAUUGUCAGCGCAGCCAAGAACUCCUACUUCUUGAUGCAGAGAAAAUAUUCUGAGCCCAACACUUACAUCGACAACCCGCGCAAUGGGAGGAGUCAACAGGAUGAUCUGUAUGAUGACGUUGAUGUGUCAGACCCAGUGAAAGAAGACCCUAAAGCAGAGGUGCGAGUGGGGGAGACAGAAGAUAGCGCUUACCUGGAUCUGCUUCCGGCGAGAUCUUUCCUGCACAGCCCCGGGGUAAUACCUCAGACAUGUACGGCUGUAGAAACCCCUCCGGGCCCAGACAAGGACCACAGCGAGGAGAAGGGACCGGAACCAGAUACUUCCAGGGACCAGGAGCCCCCCUGUCCCAUCCGCGAGGAAACGGUGGUGUGCGCAGAGGAACCGGCCCCUGACCUUCAGGUGAAAACAGUGGCCGCCGUCACCUCCAGUCCGCUGCUGGGGAAAACCAAGAGCGACAGAUCAAAGCUGGGCAGUCCAGCCAUUGAAACCAAACUGGGCAAGAACCGCACGGAGGCCGAAGCCAGGAGAUUCACACAGGUGAAGGAGCGUCUGGAGAAAGAGCGAGAGGAGAUCCGGGAGCAGCUGGCGCAGCUCCGAAAGGAAAGGAGAGAACUCAAAGAAAGCGUCGCCAACUGCACGGACAAGAAGCUGCUCCAUGACCUGGAGGAGACGCUGAAGAGCAAAGAGGAAGAGUGUAAAGCGCGAGAGAACCACCGGGUUGACCUAGAGCUACAAAUCGUGGAAGUGAAGGAGAACCUGAGGAAAGCGGAGCUCGGGCCGGUGACCCUUGGGACUACAGUGGACCAGGCCCACCUGGACAGCAUUACAAGUGGUAAAAGCAGCAGCCCCACCCACAUCCCGGACUCCUCGCCGGUAAACGCUGCCAUGGUGCUGAAGAGCCGGCCGUUAUCUAUAAUGACCACCGGGAAAGGAACCGUCCUGCAGAAAGCCAAGGAAUGGGAGAAGAAAGGCGCAAGCUAGGAAACCUACUGCUCCUAAAUGGACUUAAAGACUUGUAUCUGGUCGGCAUUGUAUUUACCAGAUGUCAGGACCUCACCCCUUCCUGAAAGAGAACCAACACUUUAGACCUCCAGGGGUCCUCUUCUUGAGUUGCACAUGACCAGGCUCUGGGUGACCAAAGCCAAGACAUUAGCCAACUGCCCUCUCGUGUUGGCAGUAAUCCAUGGGGCAUAAUAGACUGACUGGAGUACAGCGACCACCUGCCUGGACCUCUGUCGCUGUUACGGUGACCUCAGACUAGGUCCAGGUCUACAGUAUCUGGGGUUGUGUGUUAAAUCCAGCAAUUUGCCCAUGAAAUAUUUCACCCAUCCAGGGGUGGAGAGGACGGGCAACCUCUACAGGAUGGCGCAGCAAGACUUUGCACCACUGUUCAGUACUUAACGGAUAUCCUGCCACCUAUUUUAGGAAUAAAGUGAAAGCUUUCUAUAUGGUUGAACAUAUUUAUUGUCAUAUAACAAUUUCAAGUCUGACGAUUUCAUGAGGAGAACUACGAAACCUAGAGAUGGGGCUCCAUGACGGAGAAGAGCAGGAGACAUUAAACUAUGUAAGGGGACCAUACGGUAACUAACAGGUAAUGCUCAGAUAACAACAAAAACAAAAUUUCUCUUAAAAACCAUGGAACUGGUUCUGUAUGACAAGACAUUAAGCAUUGACUCGGAGUCUGCGGUGAUUCCGAUCCUCCUUCCAUAUUUUCCACCGCACCCAAUAUAGACUGAGCUGGGCCACAGUUUCCCUGUCAUCUGCUUAAAGAAGUGACUGAUUUGGGGCUUAUUAAUGUUAAAGUGUUUCAAAGUAUUUUAUGAUUCCUAAAUGAAAAAUUAAACCUAAAUCUGAA
Messenger RNA from Pseudophryne corroboree (corroboree frog), 3383 nucleotides. RefSeq names its product actin filament associated protein 1 like 2 (gene AFAP1L2). Gene Ontology annotation, biological process: positive regulation of epidermal growth factor receptor signaling pathway; regulation of mitotic cell cycle; positive regulation of DNA-templated transcription. The transcript has 19 exons. Gene Ontology annotation, cellular component: cytosol. The record is from RefSeq and is a predicted model, not a curated record. Gene Ontology annotation, molecular function: SH2 domain binding; SH3 domain binding. Bases 86 to 2509 code for a protein of 807 amino acids. NCBI's taxonomy places the organism in Eukaryota, Metazoa, Chordata, Amphibia, Anura, Myobatrachidae.